UUUUUCCAGCAGACAUUUGAUAGGCUCACCGAUGCUGUAGCCAAACUCGAAAACGACAAGCUCGCUGAAAAUGACAAGAUUGUGGCACUUACGAAUGAAGUUACUUAUCUAAGACAAUUGCUUGACUUCCAGAACCUGAAGAUUGAGAAAUUGGCGUCUUUGGUGGCAGACUUGGCUGAAAACAAGAAUCAGGAUGCGAUGAUCAAUUCGCUACUGGCUGUUCAGGCUCAUGUUUUGGAGCAUGACAACGACCAUGUGACCGAAGUCCAGGACCAGGUACAACAGCAGGUAGAUCAGCUUCAGCCCCAGCAUGAUAUGAGUCAACAGCAGGUUCACCUUGAUAGCAAUAUGGACCCAGCACUUCACCAGGUAGCUGUGGCUGCUGCGGCUGUUCAAGCACAGCAAGCGCAACAAGUACAGGCACAACAGCAACAUGCGCAGGUUGCGCAACAACAGCAUCGCCAAGACCAGCACCAGCACCGACAAGAUGGCGGUGAGAAAGCACGCAAAAAGAGCUACAGCAACAAGCGCAAGUUGGGUGAAGGCUCAAAGCCCAAGAUCACGAUUGACUUCUUGCACAACCCAAUGUCGGUGAAGGAAAUCUACGACGAGUUCACCAAGGGCUUUAGAGGACAGCCAGCGUUGUGUGAGAUGGAUGCCAAAUACGGUAAACACGAAUGGAGAGGUGAUUCUAGAUCGAAAGAGUCGAAGCGAUACCAGAGAAGAAAGAAGUUGUGUGAUGCCAUUGAGCGCGGGAUGCUCAAAUACGGCAAGCCGGAAGAGGAGAUCAUCCGCUAUAUCGAGGAAUUCCGGGGUGAGAAGUCGUUGACGUGGGUGAUGAACGGGAACUUGCCGGAAGACUUGUUAAACUAG
Scheffersomyces stipitis CBS 6054 is the source of this 873-nucleotide messenger RNA. RefSeq lists its product as uncharacterized. The transcript has 2 exons. The annotation marks the transcript as partial. The record is from RefSeq and is a predicted model, not a curated record. NCBI's taxonomy places the organism in Eukaryota, Fungi, Ascomycota, Pichiomycetes, Serinales, Debaryomycetaceae. Gene Ontology annotation, molecular function: RNA polymerase II cis-regulatory region sequence-specific DNA binding; DNA-binding transcription factor activity, RNA polymerase II-specific. Gene Ontology annotation, biological process: positive regulation of ribosomal protein gene transcription by RNA polymerase II.